AUGUGCUUUGCUGGUGGGGAGGCUGAAACGUUACAAAGGGCUAAAGAACGCUGCUGAGGAACAGGUGGAGGGCAGACAGACGGCAUGACCGAGGAGAAAUGUCCCCAGCUGGUGGACUACUUUGUAUUGGCAGGACUCGACCCUGCGGGGGCCUGGAAGCCCCUAGACGAGUGUGGCAUAAAAACCAGCAACUCCUCCUCGUCCUCGUCCUCGUCCUCGUCCUCUUCCUCGUCCUCGUCCUCGUCCUCUUCCUCGGUCUCGUCGGGACGAGCGGUGGAGUGGGUGACGGACCUGGCAGUGAUCGCCCGGGGGCUCGGGGAGGAAGUGCCCGAGGGCUUCACCUGCAUUGAGAAGACGCUGGGCGGACACUCAGCUGAGCUGAGCACCGGCAUCAUCAACAACCCUCACCUGUACCUGUGCUAUCGCCGGGGAGGGGACAAACCACCCAUACUGGACUUGGGGGUUCUGUAUGAGGGGAAGGAGCAGCUGAAGCCGAGCUGGGUUGUCAUCGAGACGACGCCCUACAGACGCUCGGCCAACUUGAGCUCCAGCUUCGCCCCGAUGGCCCACCGCGUGUUCCUGACGUACCGGCAGGCUCUGGACUCGCAGGGCCUCCACACGCUGGGCGUCACCGACAUCGCCCUGCUGCUGCCCAGAAAAGGGGAGGUCGCCCCGCACACCUUCUGCCGCGUCGACAAGAACCUCAACACCGGCAUGUGGGGUCCCGCUAUGUAUGUGUGCUAUAAGAGAGCGGUGGCCAAAGCCAACGCCCUGGUCUACGAAGCCAGUCUGAUCAGCCGGUACCCGGAAGAGGACCUGGAGGCGUUUCCUCUGCCGGAGAGCGUGCCGGUCUUCUGUCUGCCGAUGGGCGUCACCGUGGAGAGCUGGCCUCUCAACACCAAGUACCAGCUGCCCGUCUUCUCCACCUUCGUCCUCACCUCCGCCUCCGGGGACAAGGUUUACGGAGCAGCCAUCCAGUUCUACGAGUCCUUCUCCAGGGAUCUGCUGUCGGAGCGGCAGAGUGUGCGGCUUGGGCUGCUCAGCGUGGUGGACCGGCGGCCCAUCACCAACCGCAGCCUGCAGGUGAAGAAGAGCAUCUGUGUCCUCUCCCACUGGCCCUUCUUCACCGUCUUCCAGAAGUUCCUCACCUUCAUCUACAGAUACUCCAUCUCCGGACCCCACGUCCUGCCGCUCGAAAAACACAUCUCCAGCUUCAUGCACAACGUCCCGUUUCCUUCCCCCCAGCGGCCUCGCAUCCUCAUUCAGCUCUCUCUGCAUGACAAACUGCUGCUCUGCCAGCCGGUCUCCUCUCCUCUCCCGCUCAGCGGUGCAAGCUUCUUGAAGCUGCUGCAGAACCUCGGUCCAGAAAACGCCUGCACGUUGCUGCUCGCCGUCCUCGCCGAAAGCAAACUGCUGCUGCACUCGCUCCGCCCCGACGUCCUCACCUCCGUCAGCGAGGCCCUUGUCUCGAUGAUUUUCCCUCUGCGCUGGAGCUGUCCCUACAUCCCUCUGUGUCCGCCGCAGAUGGCCGACGUUCUGCUGGCGCCGAUGCCCUUCAUCGUGGGCGUCCACUCCAGUUGCCUCAACCUGAACGACCUCCCCACUGAUGUGGUGUGCGUCGACCUGGACACCAACACCAUCUUCCAGUCGGACAACAAGAAGCCGUUGUCAUGGCAAUCAUUACCCAGGAAACCCAGCAAGACUCUGUUCAACACCCUCACCAACCUCCACAAGACUCUGGAGAAGAUUUGCACCCCCGUCCAGGAGGAGGCGAUGCUGGAGUUCCUGUGGACGGACUGCGAUCAGAUCUACCGGAGCCAGAAGCAGCUGGAGCUGGAGAUCCAGGAGGCCUUCCUUCGCUUCAUGAGCUACCUGCUGCGCGGAUACCGAACCUUCCUUCUGCCCAUCACCCAGGCGCCGUCGAACACCGCCACCGACUGCAGCUCCCGGUUCAACCUGCAGGGGUUCCUGAAGUCUCGGGAUCGAACGCAGCAGAAGAUUUACAGUCAGCUGAUCAGGAUGCAGAUGUUCACUCAGUUCAUCGAGGAGUGCUCCUUUGUCAGCGACCGGCACGCCUGCCUCGAGUUCUUUGACGAGUGCGUCCAAAAGGUGGACGUGGAGAAGCCGGAGGAGGUGAGGCUGAUCGAUCUGGAUGAGAGUCACAGCGGCGAACACACCGUCUUCAUCAUGCCUCCUGAAGAACCGCAGGAAGCUGACGGCUCCGAGUGUCCCUCAGUCUACAGUUAUGAAACCUUCCCCACCCUGAGGCCGGAGCUCUUUGACCGGACGCAGGACCAGCUCCGGGUCCCAGGGAAGGGCAGCGCCCCCAGCAGCCUCACCCUCCGCCGCACCAAACAGGAGAUCAAGUUGGCCCAGCAGCGAGCUCAGAAGUACUCAGGGGUGUCGGACAUGUGGUCCAAGUGCCUGCUGGGUCACUGCUACGGCCUCUGGUUCAUCUACCUGCCCACCUUCGUCCGGGCGGAGAGCGCCAAGGUGCGCGCGCUGCACACGGCCUACGACGUCCUCAAACACAUGGAGAACCACAAGGUGGUGCUGCCGGACGAGGUGUGUUACAGGGUCCUGAUGCAGCUGUGUGGUCAGUACGGUCAGCCGGUCCUCGCCGUUCGAGUCCUGCUGGAGAUGAAGAAGGCUGGAAUCAUACCCAACACCAUCACCUACGGAUACUACAACAAGGCGGUGCUGGAGAGCAAGUGGCCGUCCACCAAUCAGGGAGGACGUCUCCGCUGGGCCAAGCUGAGGAACGUCCUAUUGGCUGUGGCCCAGUUCAGACAGCCAAUCAAACACCGUCAGAAGAGCGGAUCAGUGGGCUCACGUGGAGUUGAUAACAACAGCAAAGGAGGGAUAGGGCAAAGGGUGUCUGAACAGAGGCAGUCUCGGAAAGCUCAAGUGGCUGAUACACUGCUGAAAGCCAAGGAGAGGCUGGUCAACGCUACCUCAGAGAGUUCGUUGUUAGUAGGAAGUGACCUCGACUUGACGGACAUGCCCAGUCCGGCCUAUCCUCUGCGCCGGUCCUGGGACACCAACCAAGAGGGGGCGGGGCUUGAGGGGGCGGGGCUCGAGGUCCUGAUGUCCAGCUGCUCUCUGUGUCACAGCUGUAACUCAUUGGUUUAUGACGAGGAGAUCAUGGCCGGCUGGACGUCGGACGACUCCAACCUGAACUCGUCGUGCCCGUUCUGCUGCACGUCCUUCGUCCCCCACCUGAACGCUGAGAUCUGUGAUCUGGGACCGGUCUGCAGUGUGGAGCGCACCAACUGGAACGUGGAGGACAAUGUGGAGAGCGCCAUGCGGCCCCCCAGUGGUCAGGAGGGCUCGCUGCGACACCAGUGUAACGGUCUGAGUGAAGACUCGAGCUCCGAGACCAGCAGCUACUCGGAGAACAGCAGAACCAACACGGGUUCGUCAGUGGGCGCCACCCCCCUGCAGGAGACAGUGGCCUACCUGAGUCCUCUGGUCCUGAGGAAGGAGCUGGAGAGUCUGCUGGAGAACGAGGGCGACGCGGUCCUGGCCAAGCCCCAGUUCCUGGACAAGCACUCCAUCAUCUUCUGGAACCUGGUCUGGUACUUCCAGCGCCUGGGCCUGCCCAGCAACCUGCUGCAGCUGGUCCGAGCCUCACCGAUGGUCAGCCAGAUCACACAGUCGGACAACUCGGCCGUGAGGGUGCGGCUCCUCUGGGACACCCUGACCCCCGACACAGACCAGUGGCCGCCGCUCUACAUCCUCUGGAGGAUCCACAAGGGCGUCCCGAUGAGAAGCUACAGCUGGCGGAGACACAACCACCCGUUCACCCUGUCCUUUCUGGCGGAGGUGCUGCGCUGCGUCGGCAUGAACGAGGUGCACAAAGCCAUCACGCUCUUCCUGGACACGCUGGCCAAACAGCCGGGCUCCGCCUCGACGCAGAGGAGCGUGUACCGAGAGUUCCUCUUCCUCACUCUGGCAGCUAUGGACAAAGACAGUGUCGCUGCGUUCGAUAAGAAGUACAAGGCGGCGUACGUCCGGCUCAGCGGCAAUCUGAGUAGCGAGGCGCUCCGUAAGAAGCGAGCUCAGCCUCCCAGCGCCAAGGCCGUCGACUGCAGAUGCAGCUUCCACCCGCCGCUCGAAUGCUGA
This is a messenger RNA of Sander lucioperca (pikeperch), 4125 nucleotides long. Its product is annotated as DENN domain-containing protein 4B-like. Gene Ontology annotation, cellular component: cytoplasmic vesicle. The record is from RefSeq and is a predicted model, not a curated record. NCBI's taxonomy places the organism in Eukaryota, Metazoa, Chordata, Actinopteri, Perciformes, Percidae. Gene Ontology annotation, molecular function: protein binding. Gene Ontology annotation, biological process: regulation of Rab protein signal transduction.